This is a messenger RNA of Cylicocyclus nassatus, 1869 nucleotides long. Lineage: Eukaryota; Metazoa; Nematoda; Chromadorea; Rhabditida; Strongylidae. The record is from the annotation of a GenBank genome assembly.
AUGGACUCCCAGCCGUACUGCUGCCUCUGGUAUGACCGCUGUUUGCCAAAGCCACCGGUGCCAACACUCGAUCACACCCUCGAGCGCUACCGAGAAUAUGCCGAAGUUGUCGCAGAGGGUAUGCAGCGCGACAUUCAAGGCACCUUGAAUGCUGUAGAAGAAUUCCGAAAAAAUGGCGCGAUCUAUCAACAACGACUGGAAAAAAUCGCUGAGGGAGAACCGAACUGGAUAAAUCAAUUUUGGCUGCCAGAGAUGUAUCUACGGAUUAGACUUCCCUUACCAGUCAACUCAAGUCCAGCUUAUAUAUUCCCUCAGCAGUAUUUCAAAAAUGACGAUGAUUGGUUGAGAUAUGCCGCCCUUAUGAUUAGAGGAAUGGUUGAAUAUAAGGAUAAAAUUGACACGAAGCAACUGGAACGAGAAGUUUCCACCGGUAAAGUCAAAGUGAAGAUAUGUAUGCAGCAAUAUGACAGGAUUCUAUCGUGCUACAGGCGCCCCAGCCUGGAAGAAGAUGUACAGAUUGUCAAAGAAAAGCGUAACAAUGGCAACGAGCAUAUAUUAGUAAUGAGUAGAGACCAGGCUUUUAUUGUGCACACACGCACUAGUGGACGUCUUCUGUCCUUUGCCGACAUCCUCUUCCAACUGCAACAAGUGAUUCGCAUGUCCGAAGCAAGAAAAGGCCUCGUAGUACCCGUUGGUGCUGCGGCAGCUGGAGAUCGGGAAACCGCAGCUCGUUUUUGGGAUAUACUUUGUGAAGUCGACGUAAAUUGCGUUUCUCUCACAUGGGCACAAGAAGCUCUAUUCGUAGUAUGUCUUGAUGAUGAGGAUCGAAAAUCAAUACCGCCAAGGACUUGGCCGAAAACAGAAGAUCAUGAAAGGGAUCUUGGCGCAAGAGGAAAGCAUAUCCUGACAGGCGGAGGCAGUCGUGGACACGGACUCAAUCGAUGGUACGAUUCCACUAUUCAGCUAGUUGUCGGCAGCAGCGGUACGAAUGGUUUAUGCAUAGAGCAUUCUUCGGCGGAGGGAAUAGUCAUCAUCAACAUGGCAGAAAGCGCACUUCGAUAUGAACGAGAAAAUAGGAAACGGACAUUGAUAUACGCAGCAGAGCGAGAAAUUUGCGCGAAACCGCUCACUUGGCAUGUAGACAAUACUGCACUGGGACUGCUGGAAAAGCAGAAGGCAACACUGGAUGAGUUAUCGCGAGAGCUUGAUCUGAAUCCGUUGGUCUUCAAAGACUUUGGAAGAGAUUUUAUUAAAUCGAUGAAGUUUAGUCCGGAUGGAUUUAUUCAACUUGCACUUCAGCUAGCUCAUUUUAAAUUACACGGUUACCUGGUCUCGACGUAUGAGUCGGCUUCUCUUAGGCGAUUUCGAGCAGGUCGCGUGGAUAACAUUCGAGCAAACACUAGGGAAGCCCUUGCUUGGGUAAAAGCGAUGACCAGCGACACCUCAAAGGAGACGAAGUUGGAUUUGAUGAGAAGAGCGGCCGAAAAGCAGGCAAACGUGACGCUAGAGAACACUGCUGGCCUUGGAAUAGACAACCACUUAUGUGCACUUUCUGUGAUAGCCAGACAAUCUCUAGAAAGCGGUGAAACUCGCCAACUGCUUAAACUUUUCACGGAUUCGAUGUGGAACGAACUUAUGCGUUUUCCGCUCUCCACAAGCCAGGUGACCACAUCGCCAGACAUCUCGGACUGCUACUUAUGCUAUGGUGCUGUCGUUCGUGACGGAUAUGGUUGCUCAUACAACCUCCAAAAGGAUCUCAUAAUUUUUGCCCCUUCAGCAUUCAAAUCGAACCCUCGAACCAAUCUGUCAGCUUUCAAAGAUUCAAUUCGAGAAGCUCUUUAUGACAUGAAACAGCUGUUGAUGAGUUGA